Hyposmocoma kahamanoa is the source of this 2151-nucleotide messenger RNA. RefSeq lists its product as uncharacterized. NCBI's taxonomy places the organism in Eukaryota, Metazoa, Arthropoda, Insecta, Lepidoptera, Cosmopterigidae. The coding region runs from base 1 to 2151 and encodes 716 amino acids. The transcript has 6 exons. The record is from RefSeq and is a predicted model, not a curated record.
AUGGAUGCAAAUGCUUUUAUAUCAAAAUUAAAAGCAGACGGUUCGGAACAAGACUAUUGUAAUUUAUCGAAAGUUUUCAAAGAAUAUACCACAAUUUCUUCGAAUUUGCCAUCAAAGGAUCGUGGCUUGUUCUCAUUGAACGUUCUGUGUAUAUUAUGCAGAAACUUGGACAAAGUACCAACCUGGCGUGCCAAAAUCGACAAAACAGAACUCGUCAACCUGGCCAUUCAAUGUCUCCGAGAGACCAGAACCCUCCAGAGAGCUGACAGAGUUAAGACUCUAGCUUCUUUAUACCAUAUACACAGAUAUGUUGUUAGAGAGACUGAAGGAGUAUCAUCUGAGCUCGUAUUAAAGCUGUCCUACAUGGCCUUUGAAAAUGAAUACGACAACCUACUCCAUGAAUAUGCAAAAACAUACUGGAAUAUAUGCGCUGACAGACUUUUAUAUAUCGAGAAGCAGAAAACAAAAUUUUCAAUAAGAAAUUUACUAACGAAACUCUCGGAGGACAUUUACAAAAUAAUACAAAUGUACGAUUCAAUGCAAUUUUGUUCCACAAUAAUGAAUUUUUUGAUAAAAAAACUACAUUUCUUAUACAGUGGUUCGAAUCCUUCAGAACUUAAUACAGUUUUUGGGAAAUUAUUCAAUAUUUUGUCUUCAAAAGAUGAUUUGAAAAACUUCAAAAAUUUAUCAAAAGGAGAAUCGUUAGAUAUGUUCACAAAACUGAUAGACUGUUUGUAUGUAAUUGCUGAAAAUGGUACCAAAAUUGACUCCAAAGAAUCAUCGCUAACAAACAUUGUUUUGUGCAUUGUCAGUCUCAUUGGUCAUAAUUCAGAUAUACAUUAUUGCUUGCUAAACUUCAUCUGCCCAAUCAGCAGCAUAUUCGAAAAACAAAAUACAACUUACACUGAAGCCGUUUUAAACAAUUUAAUAACAAACUUUGAUACUGCUGAGAAAUCUGGUUAUGGCUCGACAAUGCACCUUAUGUACCCAUUUAUAAGCCAGUUUAUGAAAUUAUAUAUAGAGGGGUAUAUAACCUAUAAUGAAAACUUGAAUAUGAACUACAGCGAAAGCAUACAAGAAUCUUGCUUGAAAAUAAUUUACUUCUUAAUGAGAACUUUAAAACAAUGCAAACAAAUAUCAAAAUGCCUUAAUUGUGAUAUCAAAACUGGAUUACACGACGCCUUACGUCUAUCAUUUCUGUCUAAACAGAUAAUAAUUUUAUCUAUAGACAAAAAUAUAUCAACAACUACAACUUUACCAGUUUUCUGCCAAAUUAUUCUAUACCAGUACAAAAUCAUCAAAGAACUUUGCUUUAAAAACUGUAAUAAUCAUGAAAAAGGUUACAAUAAACUCCAAUCUGAUAUACACAAUACGGCAAUUGUUUUAAAUAGUAAGAAACAAUAUGAAUUUGCAAUCAAACUCUUUAACAUAUACCUUGAGAAUGAAAUAACAAACUUCAAGACAGAAGUGGAGCUUAAAAAUAUAAGCCGAGCCUUAUAUAACAAAAGUAUAUCCGAGCUUGAGUUUCAACAGCAUAAAGAAGCUCUUAAAGACGCUUAUUUAAGCCUUAUAUUCGCGCAGCCAGAAGGGCUAUGUGCAGAGAAACAUAUGAGUCUGGUUAUUGACAUAAAAUCCAAAGCAUUGACAGCGAAAAAUGACAGUGAUGAAUUGCAAUUGAUGACCGUGCUUGAUGUUUGUGAAAUGACAGUUAAAAAUAAUGAUUACGGGAAUAUGAAGCCGUUCUUUUGCAACUUGAAAUUUAGUAUACUGCUGAAACAUGAAUUCUCAAUGUAUGCAAAGUUGUGGCCGUCGUUGGUUCCAAUUACUGGAGUAUGGCGAUCGUUACACCAGCUCGGGAAGGGUCUGAAUUUACCCUGGUUGAAAACUCCAGACCCAUCAAUUCGCCAAACCCUGUACGAGACAAUCAUGGAAACGCCAACUGCCGUACGCACUAUACACAGCGACUAUUUUGUCGACACCGUCAAAGAGUUAGUUGCAGAGUUUGAAGAACAUCCUGUUUCUUCACAAGAAAUGAAAAUUAUACAAGCAACCCUAUUUUUCCUAAAAGCCGAGUACGAUCUUGCAGACGCGGCGUUGCAGUACGAAUGGAAGGUCAAAGAUCCUGUAAGUGUAUCACAUUCCACUGUUUGA